AUGACCUUUGGAUAAAUGAAAAAGCGAAACAAGUUUUUAAAAAACAAACAAAAAACUGCUACUAUAUAUAAUGUACAGAAACUGCAUUUGGGAUAUUAACAGUGUCCAGUUAGAAUGGAUACAACGCUGCGAGGUUUUGUAACAUCUGUGAUUUUCCUGCUGGUUUACUUUAGUAUCAAGUGCAAAGCUACAGUUUGUCCUAAUUCAUUCAACCUGAUACAUGGAAAAUGUAUUCAAUACAACAACAAUAAAAUACCAUGGUCUGGUGCAAGAUCUGACUGUAGAGGAAAGGGAGGCGACCUCAUUAGUAUAACAUCACAAGCUAUAUACCAAGAACUUAAAACCUACUGUGAACGUAGCAACAGAUUGUCUGACCGUGUCUUGUGGGUUGGUGCUGAAGAAAAAGGCACUGGCACCUUCCGAUGGUUUGAUGGUAGGUCAUGCUGCGGGGGUUGGUGGGCUCCGAACGAACCUAACGGCAACGGUGGAGAGCGAUGUGUUCAUUAUGUUGACAGAAGUGAUGGCAAAGGUGCUGCUUUAAACGAUGGAAAAUGUGGUGUGUCAUGGGCGUUUGUUUGCGAAUCACCAGCAUGUAAUUCUGUGAACCACUGCGUAGAAGAUAAUCAAGAAUGUACCGGACUGGCAAUAUCACAACACCGCUGUAAGAACUGUACGCAAAGUUAUUACAGUGCAGGCUGGGGAUUCGGAUGCAAAGCUGUUUGUUGGUUGGAUGGUAUUCUGGAGAAGGCAUUUUUGUUGGGACACGAAAAUGCAGAUAAGUUUUAUGUAAUAUUGUUGUUGAUGGUGAUAGUGAUUGGUGAUGAUGAUGAUAGUGAUAUGAUGAUGAUUGUGAUAUUAUGA
Mercenaria mercenaria is the source of this 861-nucleotide messenger RNA. Its product is annotated as low affinity immunoglobulin epsilon Fc receptor-like. The record is from RefSeq and is a predicted model, not a curated record. The coding region runs from base 115 to 861 and encodes 248 amino acids. The transcript has 5 exons. NCBI's taxonomy places the organism in Eukaryota, Metazoa, Mollusca, Bivalvia, Venerida, Veneridae.